CAAGCACCGCUGCGUAUUGUUUGGUAUAUAAAUAUUGCAAGCUUCUUUUCAUAUUUCAUUAAAUCAACUCUGGCUAUCCAUACCCUUUCUUAUCUAUAUUACGAAAAGAUCAAUACUUUGUGGUCCAAUUCGAACCGCGAAACAGCAAUCCUGGCGAUUUAUAUCUUUAUCUCGAGACAAGCUCUCUUUGCUUCGGCUCUUUUCGAAGCGGCCGAUGAGUUGUGGCCACCUUAGGUCAAUGGGUCAGGACCUGAUGGAAGCGACAGCCUGAAUAGUGCAGGCAUGAAUGUAGACUACGAAAUUUAUAUUCUUUGACAAAAAAUAUUGUUCAAGUUGAAAAGCACUUUCGGCCCUUCGUACAAUAUCCGGACGAGAUGUUCCAGCAAAUAAUAAAAACCCUUGCAUCUCCUGGAUUCAAGGGAGAAAUCGAAGAUGUGGCACCAACUCAGCAUGUUUUUUUGGAUACCAGCGUCUCUGAAGGAAAGAAGACUAGUGUUGUUGGUGAAGCAGAGCAAUCUAUGUGUACCAAGAAUAUCACUGGCUAUGUUGACCGAGUCAAGAAGAGUAGGCUUGACCGAUGGCUCGAUAGAGUUGUCAAAGCAUCUGGCUCUCAAUCUGUCUUCUUCAUCAUGAUUGGUGGCCUCCUUAUCUGGGCUCUUCUCGGCAUUCGCUACGGUCAAUCCGACAAUUGGGCCGCGAUCAUUUCCGAUGUGCAAGCGAUUGUUAGCUAUUUCUUUGACUCUCUGCUCAUGCGUCAACAACUAAAUGGGUACGAGAGGCAGGUACGGGCAUCUGCAAGCUUGAGAUCUCGAAUUCAGAGCCAAAGACGAAUGUUACGACAUGUUCUUGCCAGCGGACGAUGCAAAAAGCUUUCUCUUGGGGAGAUUGAGAGCAGCCAAUCAUCGAAAUUUAGUCCUGGACUACCUGAAGAGAAUUGGAUUGGCCGAACCUCGAAACAUGUUUCGGCAUUUAUGGGUCAUUUCGGUACUAUUUGCAUGUACUGGGUUUGCAUCUUCAUUUGGCUGGGCUUCGGGCCCUACUGUGGCUGGAGCGAUCGUUGGCAAUUAUAUAUCAACUCGGGAACCUCGGCUCUAAUGAUUGCGAUCUUCACAUUCCUUGCCAACAUUCGCGAACGCCACGACGAAUAUGUUGAGAAGUGCAUGAAUUCAAUUUUUGAGGUGGACUCUGAGAUUGAGUUAAAACUUCGAAUUCUCACUAAUGACACAGAGACAAACUCAACGGUCGUUAUUCCUGCGCCUCAUUUCGGUAUCCUUCAGCGAGUCAUCUUUUACUAUGCAGAUGUAGUUGGGACUCUUGUCGGUAUUGCGCUUCUCAUCAUUGUCUUAAUCAUUUGGGUUUGCAUUGGACCUGCCAUGCACUGGAAUAAUAACUGGUGGUUGUUUAUCGGUACCUAUGCGGGUUUGAUUGGGUUGAUUGAUGGCUUCGUGCUUCGCAACGUUCAACAACGGCUGCAUCGGUACGAACAGCUUGCUCUAGAGGAGGCUAAGCUUGAGGAUACAAGUGUCUCAGAUGAUAUCAGUUUGCCCCUACCUGAGAAGAAGAAAGUCUGUUGCAACUCUAUACACUAUCUUGUUUCCGAGAAGAUGGGCGUUGUGUGCGCGCAUGAGAUUACCGUCGUACUGGGAAUUAUGCUUGUCAUAGGCCUCAUUAUUGGCGCCAGUAUUAUGAAAUGGACCACCACUGGGCAACUGCUUUGCAACAUCCCCCCAAGCAUUAUCGAAUCUUUCUUUAUGAUGAUUCUUAUCACUGGUCAUAACCUCUCGGAAACUAAGUGGCGUGCGGACCUUCACCACAUGUACUUGUGGCGGCUGAGACUUUAUUUAUACGUUGACCGAUUGACGCCUGGAACUGGGAAUAGUGGGAAUGCUCAGGAGGUAAGAGCAUUGCGUGAGUUGUAGUAGGUGAGUGCUACAAUAGAAAAUAGCCUAUUGCAGCAGGUGAGUGCUACAGUGCAGACUAUGGGCUAGAGAAAAUACUUGGGUUUAGUCAAUCAAUUGAUUAGCCUUGCGUGUCCGAUGCUACCUUAGAACUGUGCUAUUUAUUAUUCAACCGGCUGUAAUAAAC
Trichoderma virens Gv29-8 is the source of this 2085-nucleotide messenger RNA. RefSeq lists its product as uncharacterized. The record is from RefSeq and is a predicted model, not a curated record. Lineage: Eukaryota; Fungi; Ascomycota; Sordariomycetes; Hypocreales; Hypocreaceae. Gene Ontology annotation, biological process: transmembrane transport. The coding region runs from base 375 to 1919 and encodes 514 amino acids. The transcript is spliced from 2 exons.